AUGUACUCCCUUCUUUUACUCGGUUCUGCCGCCAUUGCGGUCGCACAACGAGGAUACAGUCCACCGACCGUCGAAAAGUGUCCAGGCUAUGAGAAUGCAUCUAAGAUAGCUUGCGUCCAGAACUAUGCAGCCGUGCUACCAUAUCCUUUCGAACGAGCAAAGACUGUCAACGGCAUACCACCUGAUAACGACACCUUCGUCGACACUGCUGUGCCGUCAGAUCCUUCGUUUAGCCAGCUACAAAAUGCUUCUUUCGUGGUUUUCAAUCAGGCGCGAGGACUCGACAUCCUGGGCAUCAAUCCGAAGGUCGAGAAGGUGUUUGAUGCACCACCGGCAGACAGCAUCCACGAAGCACCGGUCUAUGUGCCCGAGUUGAAUGCGGUUAUCUACUCGCUGCCACAUCAGGGCAUUUAUCAGCAACAGAUCGUCAACUUGAAUAGCACGCCACCAACUUUGAGCAAUUUCACUACAAGUCCGCCGGUCUACGCUGUCAAUGGCGGCAAGUACUACAAAGGCAAAAUCUACUGGGCGGUCGAAGCCUCCUUUCCCUUUCCAAAUCCGAGCAACGCAAGUCAGAUUGUGCAUCAAGCACCAGGAAUCUAUAUGCUGGACCCGAUCACUCGCGAAGUCACGACACUGCUGAACAACUAUUACGGCCAACUCCUCAACAGUCCCAACGACCUCUUCAUCGACAGCGUAGGCGAUAUCUGGUUCACUGACUCCUGGUACGGCUAUGCUAUUAACGUGACGGACUACCCGGUCCUGGCACCCAAUACUUAUCGCUUUCGCCCAUCGACUGGCGCAGUCAGUAUAGUAGAGAAUACACUGCAGCAGCCCAACGGCAUUGGCAUUAGUCCCAAUGGCAGGACAAUGUAUAUUACCGACACCGGCUUCACGAACUUCGAUAAUGCGCCUGUGGAUGUCCUGCCGAGAUAUACCGUUAACCCUCUUGGUGGUCGAACGGUAAAUGCGUACGACAUCAACUUCUCACCUGCUGGAAAUUACUUGACGGCCAAGAGGCCGAUAUGGUACGCGGAGACUUUUGGCGAUGAUGGCUUUCAUGUUUCCAAAGAGGGAUACUUGCUUGGAGCCGCAGGGGCUGGUGUUGAUGUGCUGUCCGAAUUUGGGGAGUUGAUCAUGAGGAUCGAGGUUGAAGGGACGGUGAAUAAUUUGCAGUUUGCUGGGAGCAAGAGGGAUGAGGUAUGGUUGUUUGGUUUUGGUGGGAUAUACAAGGUUAGUGGGCUGGGACAGAUUCAUGGUAUGGCUGAUGAGUGA
This is a messenger RNA of Recurvomyces mirabilis, 1275 nucleotides long. RefSeq lists its product as uncharacterized. The coding region runs from base 1 to 1275 and encodes 424 amino acids. Lineage: Eukaryota; Fungi; Ascomycota; Dothideomycetes; Mycosphaerellales; Teratosphaeriaceae. The transcript has a single exon. The record is from RefSeq and is a predicted model, not a curated record.